This is a messenger RNA of Oncorhynchus keta (chum salmon), 3799 nucleotides long. It is a transcript of the gene fgfr3, whose product is annotated as fibroblast growth factor receptor 3. The record is from RefSeq and is a predicted model, not a curated record. Lineage: Eukaryota; Metazoa; Chordata; Actinopteri; Salmoniformes; Salmonidae. Gene Ontology annotation, biological process: protein phosphorylation; fibroblast growth factor receptor signaling pathway; positive regulation of kinase activity. Gene Ontology annotation, cellular component: signaling receptor complex; membrane. Gene Ontology annotation, molecular function: fibroblast growth factor binding; ATP binding; fibroblast growth factor receptor activity.
CCGACUUGCUGAUCUGCUGAAAGCCUCGAGCGUACUGGCAGGCGACACCAGAAGCUCUUUUGCACAUCGCCACAGAGAGAAAGACAUCUCGAAGCAGAGGCUGCUUUUAUCUCCCGCGUCAGUCAGUCAGUAGGAUCAGGUACACUGCGCAGCGCCGCGUGGGACUCGAGCUGUACUUCACCAACAACCAGACAGCAGUUCCAGUCCAGAGUCUGGAGGCAGCAGACAUUAACACUGUGGAGCAGAGCGGAACGAGCUGAUCCUUCUCUCCCGCUCCCGACCUGGUCCUUACGGAACUGACCAGAGAGAGAGAGAUGACAGAUGAUUAAAUAAUGUGGAUUAUAUAGUCACUCACUGGAUACAACAGCUGAACACGACGCGGUUGCAAAAGGAUUUAGACUUGAAGACUGAAGAGAUCGUGGGGGAUAUCUCUCUGCCCGGGUGGAAGAGGCGCUCAGGCAGGCUGCUUGUUGGGAUUUGAUUUUAGAACUGUAUAAUAUUACAACUACAACACUUCUAGGCGGAUGUACAUAUAUAGAGUGUUUUUGGAGCAGUUUUGAGGAACAGUUUUGUUUAUUUUUAUGGUGAUAAUUAACUCUUACAAAGGAUCGCUGUCAAAACGGAAUCACACAGAAAGGAUUACAAUCCUUGGGACAGUGAGAGGUAUAUCUGGGGUUGUUUCUAUGGUGACGGGGGCAGUGAUUCUGUUGGAUACCCAUGAUGCACCGGUACGAUGCCUGAGUCGGAGACAGGUCUAGUAGCUCAGCACAUCACUGUGGAGACCAGAGGAAUAGUUGCUAUGUGGUGUUCUCUCUGGCUUUCCCUCCUCCUAUACCCUCUCUCCGUCUCUACAGCCAGAUUACCCACAGUACUGCCAACAGACUCUGUGUUCCUGGAGGACUAUGUGGUCUCUACUGGGGACACCCUGGAUCUGUCCUGUAACCCCAACGGUCCCGCCCAAGCUGUCCUCUGGUUCAAGGAUGGCAGCGGCCUGUUGCCUAGCAACCGGACGCGAGUGGACCAGAGGGUUCUACGCAUCAUCAACGUGUCUUACGAGGACUCCGGCAUGUACUCCUGCCACGUCACUCACGACAACAACCUGCUCAGCAACUACACAAUCAGAGUGACAGAUUCCCUGUCUUCUGGAGAUGAUGAAGACCAUGAUGAAGACUGGGACGAUACAGGUAAUGGAAAUGAAGGCCCGUAUUGGACCAGACCGGACCGCAUGGAGAAGAAGCUCCUCGCUAUCCCAGCAGCCAAUACCGUCAAAUUCCGUUGCGCUGCCGCUGGAAACCCCACGCCCUCCAUCCAUUGGCUGAAGAAUGGGAAGGAGUUUAAGGGUGAACAGAGGAUGGGCGGGAUCAAGCUAAGGCACCAGCAGUGGAGUCUGGUGAUGGAGAGUGCUGUCCCUUCAGACCGUGGGAACUACACCUGUGUUGUACAGAACAAGUAUGGCACCAUCACCCACAGCUACCAGCUAGACGUGCUAGAGCGUUCCCCUCACAGGCCCAUCCUCCAGGCAGGUCUUCCAGCCAAUCAGACAGUGGUAUUGGGCAGUAAUGUGGAGUUCCACUGUAAGGUGUACAGCGAUGCCCAGCCUCAUAUCCAGUGGCUGAAGCACAUCGAGGUGAACGGAUCCCGGUAUGGUCCUGACGGUGUCCCAUACGUCAACAUACUCAAGAGUCUAGUGAGCAGGAGAACAGAGGUUGAUGUUAUACUGGCUGUGUUGAAUGUGACCGAAGCUGAUGCCGGGAAGUACUGGUGUCGAGCAUCUAACUUUGUAGGAAAGUCAGAAAACGCCUUCUGGCUCACGGUACACAGACCAAGUAAACCAGCGCUGCACGAUGGUGACAAGGAGGAUGACUAUGCUGACAUCCUGAUCUAUGUGACGGGCUGCGUGCUGUUCAUCCUGGCCGUCGUCAUCAUCAUCCUCUGUCGUAUGAGGAUGUCUACCCAGAAGACCCUGCCCUCCCCGCCCAUCCAGAAACUCUCCAAGUUCCCCUUAAAGAGACAGGUUUCCUUGGAGUCUAACUCCUCCAUGAACUCCAACACACCAUUGGUCAGGAUUGCACGUCUGUCAUCCAGCGAUGGACCAAUGCUGUCCAACGUCUUGGAGCUGGAGCUUCCGUCAGACCCCAAAUGGGAGUUCUCCAGGACCAGGCUAACGUUGGGUAAACCUCUGGGAGAGGGCUGCUUCGGUCAAGUGGUAAUGGCAGAGGCCAUCGGGAUCGAAAAGGAGAAACCCAACAAGCCCCUCGACGUCGCUGUGAAGAUGCUCAAAGACGACGCUACAGAUAAGGACCUGUCAGACCUGGUCUCAGAGAUGGAGAUGAUGAAGAUGAUUGGAAAACACAAAAACAUCCUCAACCUGCUGGGAGCAUGUACACAGGAUGGUCCCCUGUACGUAUUGGUGGAGUACGCUUCCAAAGGGAACCUGAGGGAGUACCUGAGAGCCCGUCGGCCCCCAGGGACGGACUACUCCUUCGACACCUGUAAGAUCCCUGACGAGCAGCUCACCUUUAAAGACCUGGUGUCCUGUGCCUACCAGGUGGCGCGUGGCAUGGAGUACCUGGCCUCACAGAAGUGUAUCCAUAGAGAUCUGGCAGCCAGGAACGUCCUGGUAACCGAGGAGAACGUGAUGAAGAUUGCAGACUUCGGUCUGGCCAGAGAUGUGCACAACAUAGACUACUACAAGAAGACUACUAAUGGUCGUCUACCCGUGAAAUGGAUGGCUCCAGAGGCUCUGUUCGACCGCGUCUACACGCACCAGAGCGAUGUGUGGUCGUAUGGGGUGCUGCUCUGGGAGAUAUUUACCCUGGGAGGGUCCCCGUACCCCGGCAUCCCUGUAGAGGAGCUGUUCAAACUGCUGAAGGAGGGCCACCGCAUGGACAAACCUGCCAACUGCACACAUGAACUAUAUAUGAUCAUGAGGGAGUGCUGGCAUGCUGUCCCAUCUCAGAGACCUACCUUCAGGCAGCUGGUGGAGGACCAUGACAGGGUUCUGUCCAUGACCUCCACAGACGAGUACCUGGACCUGUCUGUUCCGUUUGAGCAGUACUCUCCAACCUGCCAAGACUCCAGCAGCACCUGUUCCUCAGGAGAUGACUCUGUGUUCUCCCACGACCCCCUCCACGACCCCCUCCCUGACCAACCCUGCCUCCCCAUGAACCCCUCCCUGACCAACCAUGCCUCCCGACGACCCCCUUCUCACGACCCCCAACCCUGCCUCUCCAAAAUGAGGGGGGAAUAACCUUGUCAAACUGCUGCAGAUUUACAUGGCAAUCAGGACAUAGGUGGGUCUGGAUGGGGAGAGGGGGGGGGGCUCCCCCGAGACACAUCUCAGCGUCAUACUUUGAGCCUCCUCCAGAUAUGAGGAAGAGAACAGCAAUACAUCCUAAAACGGACACAUUUUUUAAGAAUCUUUGCAAUGAAGGUUGGACAAUUUUUUGCCGCCAAAAACUGAAAAUGUAUAUUUUUUAUACUUGGCCAGUCUUUAGUUAUUGACAAUCCGAAAGGUCAAACCAUUCAGUGCCUACUGGAACCUAACUCUAACCCACAGGACUGGGAGGAGAUUAACACAAGGACAUGAACACCAUUAACCAGGGAGGCAGGGUAUCUAUAACGCCAUUGGCCAGGGAGGCAGGGUAUCUAUAACGCCAUUGGCCAGGGAGGCAGGGUAUCUAUAACGCCAUUGGCCAGGGAGGCAGGGCAUCUAUAACGCCAUUAACCAGGGAGGCAGGGUAUCUAUAACACCAUUGGCCAGGGAGGCUGGGUAUCUAUAACGCCAUUGGCCAGGGAG